Micropterus dolomieu (smallmouth bass) is the source of this 2467-nucleotide messenger RNA. It is a transcript of the gene cldn12, whose product is annotated as claudin 12. Lineage: Eukaryota; Metazoa; Chordata; Actinopteri; Centrarchiformes; Centrarchidae. The transcript is spliced from 3 exons. The record is from RefSeq and is a predicted model, not a curated record. Gene Ontology annotation, cellular component: plasma membrane. Bases 193 to 1212 code for a protein of 339 amino acids.
AGCGCCUGUGGUUUGAAGCCAUAUCCUGUUUACUCUCCCAUACAACUAACUUACUGUAACGUACUUCAGGCUUUGGUUUGGGUGUGUAACUAACGGAGGACCAGGCGGAAAUGCCACCCCCUUUUAUGUGAACACGAUUGAACUGCAGGAAAUAUAAGGAACUCUCCUCGUGGCCUCCUGUCAGCACCCAUCAUGUCGUGCCGGGACAUCCACGCCACCAACGCUUUUGCCUUCAUCAUUGCCUUCUUGUGUGUGGGAGGGAUUGCUGUGGCAGCGUUAAUCCCACAGUGGCGUGUAACGAAACUCGUAACCUUCAAUCGCAAUGCCAAGAAUGUCAGCGUGUAUGAUGGGCUGUGGGCUAAAUGUGUGAAACAGGAUGGCUAUUCAGGAUGUUACUACUAUGAUUCAGAGUGGUAUUCUAAAGUGGACCAGCUGGAUCUGCGGCUCUUGCAGUUCUGUCUGCCUACAGGCCUGCUGUUUGGCUCUCUAGCCUUGCUGCUGUGCAUGGCAGGAAUGUGCAAGACCUGCUGCGCCUCAGACAAGCCAGAACCGGACAUUAACACCAUCAGUUGCCUGGUCAACACUGCAGGCUGUCACCUUGUGGCUGGGAUGUUCUUGUUCCUGGGCGGAGCUAUAGCCAUCGCACCCUCAGUGUGGUUCCUGUUCCGCACCAAGGAAAUGAACAUCAGAUAUGACAACAUUUUCUCUGAUGGCUUUGCUGUGUAUGUAUCGAUAGGCUGCUCUGGAGGACUAAUGCUAGCUUCCCUGCUGAUGUUCAUGUGGUACUGCAUGUGUAAAAAGUUGCCUUCACCGUUCUGGUUGCCCCUGCCCUCCAUGCCUCCCUCUAUGUCCACUCAGCCCCUCAUUACCAAUGGCUAUCCUCCAUCACCAGUUUAUGGUCCUCAGCCCUUCUCACCACAGACUUAUCCUCCAACAGUGAUCAACACCCAGCCAUAUGUGCCUUCCCAGGGUUAUGCCCAAAGUGUGGUCACCCCUGUACCACCACAGGUGUACAUGCCUUCAAGUUCUGCUCCAGAUGGGUAUGGUUCAGAGGUGGGAGGGCCCCAGGCCUACAGCUACGCUCCCUCAAAGAGUUACGCACAGAGCUACGCUCCUUCUCAGGGCUACGCAUCCAGCUACGCUGGUCACCGCUACUCCUCUCGCUCACGGAUGUCUGCCAUAGAGAUCGAUAUCCCCGUGCUGACAGAGUAAGAAAAUAGAGGCUGAUAACAUCAGCACAUUGAAGGCUUCUGUCAAUGAACCUGCACAAAGUUCACCAAUGAUAAAACUAACACUGUAGUAUUAUAGAUGAAAUUUAAUAAUAUGAUAGCUAUUUAUACAGCCCCUAGAGCAGUGGUUCUCAAACUGGGGGGAGUGGAACCACUUCAAGGGUAGUUGUGGAUGUUGAGCAGAAGUAAAGUUGCAUGAAUCUGAUUCAUGUUUUCUUUAAAACUUGGAUCACUAAAGCAUUGGUGCAAACAACACUAUUAAACGUAGUAUUGUAGAAAGGGAAGAAAAUAAAGUUAUUUGCAGAUAUAUGCUGAAGGACACCUCAACCCACUAGCUUUUUUCACUACCAGCCGAGUAGGACCACUAAACAAUAGCUCCUAACUUGUUUAAGUGGCCAAUGAUCAACUUACUAGCAAACUAAUUGUUACUAUCAUUUGGUAUGUGGCGUAAGUUCCCGCUCUUGACUUUAGAUUAGAAAAGCCUCUAUGCUGGCUGGCAAAAGCUAGUAACAGCUAGUUAGCAAAAAUAUAUUUUUCUGUUACAUUUGUUGGACAAUUGGACACAAAUUUCACACUCAAAUGACUUGUCACUUUUGCUUGUGUAAAGGACACAGUAUGAAGGUUUUAUGUUAUCACUACUGAACAUGCCUGUAAUCAUCCUUAAAUUCUGUGGUCCUGAAUGGACAACUACUAACUGACCCUCAUCUCUUGUGUUUGUUGUGUAUCAUGUAUUGUUAUUAUAUUGUUGUAAUGCCACAGUGCCCAGUGAAGAGCAGCUGUUAAUGUUUUUAAUGCACUAAUUAUGUGAAUACUGUGCCGGUUACCUUUUGCCUUUGUUUACUGACUUUGCUAGCCUCUAGUAUUUUCUAACAUAUGACUUAAUCAUUUAUUGUAACGCAAACUUUUAUGUUUAUGUCAAAAAAGAUGACACUAAGCAAUUUGGAUUACUGUGUAGAAUUACAAUAUUAUUACAUAAUUAUGAACUGUGUUAAAAACAAACGAUCAAAUUCUACCAACUUAGCUGGAAGUGUAAUACUCAGUUCAGUGCUGUAAUACUGAAGUUAACCAAAUUUAAUUUACAAUUAAAUCUCGCCUUCUGGAUGUUGUGCAUAUCAUGGUCGCUGAUCAACAUUUCCUCAGUCUAAUGUGUUUAUUGUGUUUUUUUUUACAAUGUCGAUGUCUGUGUUUUUCGAAACUGUAAAUCUUUAUUUGUUUUAUUAAAACAGAAAUCAAGUGUU